Rotaria sp. Silwood2 is the source of this 1263-nucleotide messenger RNA. The record is from the annotation of a GenBank genome assembly. NCBI's taxonomy places the organism in Eukaryota, Metazoa, Rotifera, Eurotatoria, Philodinida, Philodinidae.
AUGCCGGAUCCAUUUGUUAAAGAUAAUUCUGUAUUGCAAUAUUCGUUUGAAAAAUCAAGACCAAUUGAUUUCAAAUUUAAUCAAAUGUCUGAUAUGCACAACAUACGUUCGAGGCAUAACAAGUCAAAUAUUUCAACAGGAUUAGUAUCAAAACCAGCUCAUUUUAUUCUUAGUACAGGUGAUUUUCAAUCGAAUGAAAAAGAUAAUGAUAUACGUUUUGCAAUUCGAAAUAAACAUAAUUGUAUACAGAUCAUUUUUAUGGUCUUUACUGCUAUAUUUUAUCUUCUUCAUACAUUGAGAGCUUAUAUACCAGCAAUAAUGCAAACAAAUUCUCGUAAUGAAAACGAAGAUAAAACUAUGUGCAUAACUUUUUUUUGUUGUCUUUUUUCUUUUCAAGAGUUUUGGUCGAGUCUUGUAAUACGACCUAUUACCCGUGUUUACACAUCAGAUUUACGACCAAAUAUACUUAUUGAAAAUCUUUUAUUUCGUUUGAUAGAAAAUUGGCAGACAUUUUGGUUACUUUAUGUGUUAUCAUUUAUUCCAAGACAUACUAAUUUUGGAUGUCUUUAUCGAAAUCCGAACAUAUUUAAUUCAUGUCUUUGUAUUCUUUUCAUUAUUGCACUUUCUUUUCAAAUUGCUAGUCAAUUGGCUCUAUCAUCGGAAGUAUCUUGUGCAUGUUUAUAUUUUAGUUUAAUUUUUCUUAUUAUAACUUGUCGAAUAAUUGCAGUAAAAUUAUUCAAAUAUGAAAAUCUAUAUAGAUCAACUAGUUUAUCAAUUGAUUUAGCAAUAGUACGUUAUUUUGUUUUGAAUAGUCUUUUUCUCUAUACAAUGUCAAUUGCAUAUACAACAAUGUGUGCUACUGUUGAAUAUAUUGGUAUUUAUCUUGAUUUAAAUGCUACAUUACCAUUAUCUAUUAGUACUUGUACAACAAUUGGUUUCUCGAUUAUGUUAUUUCUUCUUUUUGUUUAUUUUCUUCUUGAUCAAUUUAUUUAUAAAAAUGAAUUUUGGUCAAUAUGGACACCUUAUCUAUUUAUAGCAUUUGCUUUUAUUGGUCCACCAUUACAUCAAUUAUCAUUUCUUGAAACAGAUAUUAUUCAAAAUGAUUUAAAUUAUUAUUUAUAUUUGAUAUUAUGUGGCAUGACUAUAUUAAUGUUAUCUAUAAGAUUGUGUCGACAAAUAUGUUUUACAUGUUGUCGAACGAAAAAGAAAAAACGUAUUAAUUCACAGACUGAACAAGUAACUUCAGGAACACAUAUGAAAUAA